Molecule: messenger RNA, 2504 nt
Organism: Suillus subalutaceus
Lineage: Eukaryota; Fungi; Basidiomycota; Agaricomycetes; Boletales; Suillaceae
Exons: 13
Coding region: 226-2439 (737 amino acids)
Biological process (GO): DNA-templated transcription; regulation of DNA-templated transcription
Cellular component (GO): nucleus
Molecular function (GO): DNA-binding transcription factor activity, RNA polymerase II-specific; DNA binding; zinc ion binding
Source: RefSeq, a predicted model, not a curated record
GAAUAUUUGAAUGAUGGUAUCCCCAUGAUGCAAGUGCGAACUCCUCAUCGACUAUACCACACUUGAAUACUCCCUGCGAGCAGUUUGCUUAUAUUCUUCAACCACCAAUAAAGCAGGACUCCUUCUCCCCGCUCGCUACGCCUUCACAGAACCACAAGUCCGGGUAUUACUAGCAUUCGCCGAGCACUAGUAGUAAUACCAUCAAACACUAACUUACAUCAACUAAUGCCGAAGGCACCCCCAGCCGCUAGCGCUACCAACCGCCCUGCACUUCGUAGGAACCAGGCUUGUCGCCCGUGUCGGAAGAGAAAACUUAAAUGUGAUGCUGCCCGUCCCCACUGUGGCACAUGUGUAAAGCAAUGGCAGUCUCUCAUAAGUGUCCCUGCACCGCCCGACUACGCGCACCCAGCAGAACCGCAGUGCGUUUAUGACCCAGUGGACGGUCUCUCUUUGGCGCCAGAUACAAAUCCUCUCGACAAAAUUCGGCUUCUGGAGGAAGAAGUUUCAAGAUUGAAGACCCAACUUCAAGAGCAACGAAACAAUGGACUUUCAGGACCAUCUCAGCAACCACUACGCCGUCUCAGUCAGCUGCGCCCUGGAUCCGCCUCGUCUUCCUCGAAUCUUGAAUCCGGAAGUCAGGCAACUAGUUCUGUUCAAACACCGUCGGUUCCUUAUCCAAAAGAUCUUAUAAUUCCAGGGCAUAUGCACGAUUCUGAUCACCGUAACAACAGCAACAGUCCAGAACUUUACGAGGUUCGGCACAAGAGUUCCACUGACACUAUUCUCGAAAUCAUAUACUCCGGCUGGAAUCCCGAUCUUCCUGAGCGCAGUGUUUUGGAGCACUAUAUAGAUGUGUUUUUCAAGUGCGACCCUUGUGGUCCUCGCAUCCUUCAUCGCCCAUCCUUUCUUGCAGCUGUACGUCUGGAUCCUAGGGAUCCUUCCUUUCCACACUCGGCCAUACUCCAUGCAAUAUGUGCGUCAGCUUCUAGGUGGUCCUCCCGCAAUGUGGCAACUUUGCCCGACGGCACGAGACGUGACGAAUUUGCAGAGUUCCACGCAAGUAAAACUCGGCAGUAUAUCGACAAAACCAUGGCCAAUGGCCAAGAUAUCUUUCCCGUCGUUCAGGCGUGCAUCUUGCUCGCUUGGUAUUUCUAUCAAGAAGGGCGCUGGGUCGAAAUUUGGAUUUUUGCAGGAUUCCAGACUCGUGUUGCCAUACCACUACGGUUAAAUUAUCCAGGAACUUUCUCGACUCACAAUACUGCAUCAUCAGGUGGGUACCUCCCUCCCCCAAAAGACCUCAGAGAUCUGGAGUCACGUCGUCGCACCUGGUGGACGACAAUCAUCUUUGACCGUAUAGUAUCGGUCGGUGGAUGGAUCCAUGCAAUUGAUGAGAGAGAUAUCGGAACUGAGCUUCCUCUCCGAGGGGAAGACUUCGACUCAGAGCAACUAAUGCCCAGCAAUCCUCAAGACAUGUGUACGGAAGACGUCUUUACUACACAUUUGCCGAAAUACACCGAUUCUUUUCUACUUCUAAUCAAGGCCAUAAUGAUGUUCGGUCGUGUCACAGACUUCAAUGUCCGAGGAAACUUGCGUGCUCCGACUGCGCCUAGCAAGUUUCAAGACCCUUUCGAAUUACCUGGCUUUGCGGAUCUUGAUCGACUUGUCUACAAUGACUUCCUAGAGAACCUCCCGACUAUGUUCAAAAUGACGAGCGCUAAUGAACUACCUGGUAAUCAUGGCUCAGUGGACACGGACUUAUAUAUGGUCCAUAUUAUACCGCACGCAGCUACAAUUACACUCCACAAUCCUUAUCUUGACCUAACAGACUUGAAUCGCACAUCCACGAGCCGAUGUAUCAAUGCAGCAGGAGCCAUUCUUUCAGCCUACUUCAAGUUAUCCGAGACCUCUUUGGAUAAAUCACGAUUGCACCCAUUUGUCGCAAUCUGUUGGUACCUUGCCGCAGUCGUUCAAGUCCAGGUCUGCAAGCACUUCAUAGAAAUAGGGGAUGAGAUGAGAGAAGACCAGGUAUGGGGAGAAAUCAAUGUCUUGCGACAAGCAAUGAUCAACUACGGAGCGAGAUCUCCCAUAGGUACUCGGCAAGAGAAGUUGUUGCAAGGCCUUAUGAGAGAAAUAGUGCGAUUGACAAGCCAGAAACAACCAUUGGAGGUGGGGCUACCCCUAUAUCCAUUCUCUCAUACUACAUUGUUUGCGACGUCAACAUUACCUGAAAAUGCUCAGAUGGCGCCUCUGCCGAAUCCCUCCACAUCACACUCGAUGGAGUACGAUUCCCCGGUGUUCAUCCGAGAUUCGGGUUCAGUAGAUUUAUACUGCCGCCCCCCUGACAAUCCACCUCCUCUCCAGCCCAGCUGGUCUCCCCACGAGCUACAGCAGCCGCUCCGUUCCGAGAGCGGAUUGGUGCGAUGGAGUUACCGCACAUAAGUUUAUAUUACUUAGUUUCGUUAUUUAUACUGUUGGUUGCCUUGGACUGCAUAUAUCACUUACUU